CACUUCCUCUUUCAUUGUUGCUGAGAAUGUUCCAGACUGAGUGAGAAGCAAAAAUUCAUCAUCUCUGAAGAACUCUCACCCAGCCCUGUUGAAGAAAUUCCCAGAAUGUUGAUGGUAGCAACUGGAGAUAUGGGAAGCAGGUGCCUCCUGCAUGCCUCAGUUCCUGGCAUGCUGCUUAUCUGGUCAAUAUUACAAAUGAAGAAUAUUUCAGCUUCUUGUCCCCAGUGCAAUGAAAAUGCCAGCUGCUUCAACAGCACCCACUGUGUUUGUAAAGAAGGAUUCUGGACGGGCUCUGAUAAUAGAAGAAUUAUUGAACCCCAUGUGAAAUGUCAAGAUAUUAAUGAGUGUCAACUGAAAGAAUUGGUAUGCAAGGAUGUGUCAUACUGUAGAAAUAAAAUUGGGACUUACGUAUGCAGCUGUGUAGUAAAAUAUCCUUUAUUCAACUGGGUAGCUGGCAUUAUUAAUAUUGAUCAGCCUGAUUGUUAUGUGAACAAGAGCAAGAAAACAGGAUCAAAAACAUGUAUUUUGGGAGUACUGAGUGAAUGUAAAUCCAAAGAGGAUGUUGCAAAAGGAGCUACCACGUUACUUCACCAAGUGGAACUUCACAUCUUGAAUGAAAACUCAGCUACACCAAAAAAGGAUGAAAAUCCUUUAUGGGAUAUCGUGUAUGAAACUAAGAGGUGCAAGACGAUGACUCUUCUAGAAGCUGGCAACAACACAAUGAAGGUUGACUGCACUAGUGCUUUCAAAGAACAGAACAGUGGAGGUGAAACUGCAGUGGCUUUUAUUGCAUAUAAGUCUCUUGGGAAUCUUCUAAAUGGAUCCUUUUUUAGUAACAAAGAAGGGUUUCAGGAAGUAACACUGAACUCUCACAUUGUUAGUGGAGCCAUUCGCUCAGAGAUCAAACCUGUCCUCUCUGAACCUGUACUCCUGACUUUACAAAAUAUUCAGCCCAUUGACUCAAGAGCAGAACAUCUCUGUGUCCACUGGGAAGGAUCAGAGGAAGGGGGUAGCUGGUCUACUAAGGGAUGCUCUCACGUGUACACCAAUAAUUCCUACACCAUUUGCAAGUGUUUCCACCUGUCCAGCUUCGCUGUGCUCAUGGCUCUAUCCCAUGAGGAGGAUGCCGUGCUUUCUGCACUCUCUGUGGUCACCUAUGUGGGACUGAGUCUUUCUCUCUUGUGCCUAUUUCUGGCGGCCAUCACUUUUCUCCUGUGCCGACCCAUUCAGAAUACCAGCACUACACUCCACCUGCAGCUCUCCAUCUGCCUUUUCCUGGCUGACCUCCUCUUCCUCACGGGCAUCAACAGAACUAAGCCUAAGGUGCUGUGCUCCAUCAUAGCGGGGAUGUUGCACUACCUCUACUUGGCUUCCUUCAUGUGGAUGUUUCUGGAAGGGCUACAUCUUUUUCUCACUGUGAGCAAUCUCAAAGUGGCCAACUACAGCAGCUCAGGCAGAUUCAAGAAGAGGUUCAUGUAUCCUGUAGGAUAUGGGCUUCCUGCUUUUAUUGUUGCUGUAUCUGCAAUAGCUGGCCACAAGCAUUAUGGAACAUACAACCACUGCUGGCUCAGCCUUCAUCGGGGAUUCAUCUGGAGCUUCUUGGGGCCAGCGGCAGCCAUUAUCUUGAUAAACCUGGUGUUCUACUUUCUAAUAAUAUGGAUUUUAAGAAGCAAACUUUCUUCUCUCAAUAAAGAAGUUUCUACACUUCAAGACACAAAGGUUAUGACAUUUAAAGCCAUUGUUCAGUUAUUUGUGUUGGGAUGUUCUUGGGGCAUUGGCUUAUUUAUUUUCAUUGAAGUUGGGAAGACGGUGAGAUUGAUCGUUGCCUAUCUGUUCACCAUCAUCAAUGUCCUGCAGGGUGUUUUCAUAUUUAUGGUACAUUGUCUUCUUAAUCGCCAGGUGCGGAUGGAAUAUAAGAAGUGGUUUCAUAGACUGCGGAAAGAAGUUGAAAGUGAAAGCACUGAGGUCUCUCAGUCUACUACUCACACAAAAAUGGGUCUUUCUCUGAACCUUGAAAAUUUCUGCCCAACAGGAAGCCUCCAUGCUCCUUCUGACUCCAUCCCUGCGAGUACUGAAGUUGCAAAUGUAUAUCUAACCACGCCCAGGUCUCACGUGGGUGCUGAGGAUGUGAACUCAGGUACUCAUGCUUACUGGAGGAGAACUGUUAGUGACUGAAUCGGCUCCUUCCCCAAGCCUCUUACAGUGCAUUUUCACUUGUACUGUGACAUGCACAUGAAGCCAUAUUGCUACUCAACAUCUGCUGCAUAUUCCAUGAUCAUUUCAUUUUAUCUCUACUUGCAAAAGUUAGCUUUCUUUUUAUAUCAUUUUUUUAUUUCUCUCUCUUGCAUUUAUGUAUAGCUACGAUUGUGCGGGUUCCUAGUCUUAAUGUUCUAGAUCACUGUUUUCUUUUCAGUUAACCUUUAUUGAUAUUCAGUUCCUGUGUAGUGUAUACCACUGGAAUAUUUUUACUUCUUUAAUUUUGAGGUUAAAAUAUAGUUACAUCAUUUUUCCUUUUUUUCUUUCCCACAAACCUCCUGUAUGCUUUUUCCCUGUUAGCUAUUUUAUUGUUUUAGUAUGCAUAUAUAUUUUAUGCAAAACAUAUAUAUGUAAAAUAUAUGUAUUAAUAUAAAUAUAUAUUCUUAUAUGCAUGAAAACAAUCUACUUAGUCCAAAUAAUGUUCCUUCUAUGUAUGUUUUCAGGACAGGGACAACAAUAGACAUGAUAACAUGGACAGGGUAAAGUCCACAGGACCUCAGCCUUAUACACAGAAUCAGAGGCAGCUGAGGAGUGCUGAGUUGAAAGAAUAGUCUUACCCAGGGGAGAGCACAUUAAUUGGUUAUCUAAUACAAAAUGUUCAGCCCAAAAUUGUUAAGAUAAUAAAACCUAUAUGCUGCAACCCUAUAGUGGUGGAACAACAAUAUGAACUAACCAGCAC
Mus pahari (shrew mouse) is the source of this 2935-nucleotide messenger RNA. It is a transcript of the gene Adgre3, whose product is annotated as adhesion G protein-coupled receptor E3. NCBI's taxonomy places the organism in Eukaryota, Metazoa, Chordata, Mammalia, Rodentia, Muridae. Gene Ontology annotation, biological process: adenylate cyclase-activating G protein-coupled receptor signaling pathway; cell surface receptor signaling pathway. Gene Ontology annotation, molecular function: G protein-coupled receptor activity; calcium ion binding. The coding region runs from base 106 to 2175 and encodes 689 amino acids. The record is from RefSeq and is a predicted model, not a curated record. Gene Ontology annotation, cellular component: membrane. The transcript has 17 exons.